UCUCCCUUGCUAGCCUUCCCGAACUUUCAGUCCUUCCUCUUAAUCCCAUUACUUUUAAUUUUAAUUUCUACAGUAUAGCACCCACGCUACGACCUGAUAUUGCAUCUGGCGUCGCAAACUAGGAAGAACCCUUAAAAGUGCCAGGGAAUAGAUGCUUGUGAGUGGGUAUUUGAUCUCAUACACCCUUGUCUUACAGCAGUGGAGAAUUCCUGUACAACAAAAGAAAUUCAACGAACCAACGGCCGACCUCGCUUUGCAUAUCCAUAACGCCUGCAUACAUACAAUCCAUACAGAAGGAAGGCCCUCGAGCCUGGUAACCUAUUGGUCCCUCGGAACCUUUGGUUUAAUACUUCGAAAGCGGCAGAACUUCUCUGUUCAGAUAUCGUCGUCGCAGAACAUAGGGAGAGUCUUAUCCUUCUCUUCUUUGUUCGAUCUUUUCCCUUCCUUCCAAAGUCUUGUGAGAGUCUCAGACCUGUGCUGCUCUACGUGUUCCGCACCACGAUAAGAGCGUUGAAGAGGUACGUCGAAAAAUUCUCCUAUCCGUUUCCGAUCCUCGUCCCGAAACAUUUCUUCUAUCAUUUGCGGGAGACUUUUUUCUCUUGCGCACCCAAGAGGUAGUGUUCGUAGAAUUUGAUCUUCCGCGCGUGGAAGACACGGGCGAAAGCUCCAUGGCUUUUUAGGAGAUGCUCCAGAUGGGAUCUCCCCUUCCGACCCAUUCAGACACGAGAUACUAUGUGGUCGUCACACUAAAUGAAUUGAAAACCAUCUAACGACGUCGUGUAAUCUGCAGACUGCCCAAGCAAUUUCUUUUUCAACACCUCGAGUCGUACUCGUGCCAUACUACGAACGUUUACUUUCGAAUACAAGGCCCGCUGGUAGCCUGGUUCGAAGCGUCUUUUUUUCCCGUGAAAGGGCUUUACUGUCAUAAAUCGUGGUGAUUGAAACACAUGCAUCCUUAAUGAUGGAUACUGAGGAUGGACAGUUCUUCAUAAAGGUACUUGGGAAAAACAUCUUCUUUGCAAAACUCGAUCUGUCAUAUCAUGGCAUGUGCUGAUAAUUCAUUUUAUUUGCAGAACUUGGCCCACUUUGUUCGUACACAUGAAAAGGCUCUCGCGAAUGCCUUGCAACUUCGACGUCAACAAGCUCCUAAACAUGGCUCCUCAAACAGCAUAUCUAGUGUUGUUGGAGGGUCUGCUGUCCCAUCCCCAACAGUGACAAACCAGCCAUCAUCAGCGUCUUCUUCUACGACUUCUAGUACUCUCGCAGCUGCCCUCUCUCUCCCGUAUCUUACCUUCGCCUCCCACAACAUCAAGCCUGCCAAACUCGCGUUGACACCCCAUCAUCUAUUCUAUCUCCUUUCUCGAUUUGAAGAUCUAGGAGUUCCAGUUGGUCCAAUGAAUGUGCGGUUAGAGAAUCUCCAUGCAGAUACAUCAGCAGCAAACUACGUUUCGUUUUUAAGUCAGUCUCAACGUCCGAAAGGUCGUGGUUCUGACAGUGGAUCUAUCCACUCCGUGUCAAGUGUGAGGAGUGUAAUGUCUGGCAUGUCUUCCUUGUGGUCGAAUUUUGGCCUUGGAUCUGGGAGCUCUGCUGCUCGCACGGAGAAGCAGAAAGCUGCCAUUCAAGCUGACCUGAAGUACCUAUAUUCGGCAUUUACCAAAAUCCCCUGCCUUAGACUCGCUCCGGAUCGUCGCGCACGUUUGAUUGAAGGUUAUGAAGAAUUCCCAUUCGAUUCCGCUGUUCCACUGAUUGCCUUUAAAAAUAUUAGUGCUUUGGAAAUUAGUGACAUCGACAUUCGACAGUUCUUUGGCUGGGACAAGCUAGCAGAACAAUUGAGAUCAUUAACCGUGAAGCGGGCAGGUGUUGACGAUCUCGCUGAUCUAUUGAUCAAUAUUGUGCUGGACGAUAUUGAUAAAAGGAGGCGGCGGUCUUCCAAAGCACAAAUGUCACCAACUUCCACCUUCAUUCCCGGAUCGAGUCCAAGACGUAGUCCAACAAUGCCACAUGCAGAGCUCGUGAAAUCUAGUUCUGCACCCGGAUCACCAGAUGAUCGCAGCCACCUUAUCGAUACAGAAGCAAGAGGGUUAGUACGUUCAGGUUCAGAUAUUGCCGAAUUCGGUAAAUCUCCAACCAAGCAUGGGCAAAGACCAAGAAGCAACUCUCCUGUUCGCCCACCAAGUUCCCGUACGGGUUCAUCGCAUGGUCAUCUUCGUGGCUCCUCCUACAAGGUUAAAAGGUCUGGUUCCGGGAGUUCGCAUUCAAGCAUGUCUGAUAGUUGGCACAACCCCCGAAACAGUACCUCAAAUAUGUUGUCUAUGGGUGUUUUGCCAUCUUCAAAAUGGAGAUUCUUGAAACAUCUCAGCAUUGCAGACAAUGGUCUGACGUCUAUUACUGCGUCCAGCCUUGCCCCCUUAGCUAAUACCCUCCAUUCCCUCGAUCUCUCCUCAAAUCUGUUCGCUCAGAUCCCUGAUUGUUUGGCAUCUCUUACUGCAUUGCGAGCACUGAAUCUAUCUAACAACAUGAUUGAAUCUCUUCAUUCUCUUACCCGAAACCCCCUACCUGCUAUAUCCGCUCUCAAUUUAAGGUCGAACCGUCUCGUAUCGAUAGCCGGAAUUGAAAGGUUAUAUCCUUUGGAGAGACUUGAUCUCCGUGAUAACAAGGUUACUGAUCCGACAGAACUUGCCAGGUUGACAGGAAUACCAGAUAUUCGAGAGAUAUGGAUUAGUGGCAACCCAUUUACCAAAACACAUAACAACUACAGGACGACAAUCUUCAACCUAUUCAGACAAACACCAGGAUAUACCGAGGACAUUUUGAUUGAUGCUUAUGGACCUGGGUACACGGAAAGGCGGCAUUUGGUAGAGCGUGUUGCGGAACGACCAGGCGUGCCUGUUGUCAAACCACCUCCUCCCGAUUAUGGACUAUCUGCUAUCGAGGUCAACAAACCAAUUAUCGAGUAUGCAGCUCCGCGGGAACCUGCAGUACUCCGGAAAGAGCGACCGAUGCCUGUCGCUGCAACUAGUGAAAUUAACACUGGCUCCACAGGUCGAAGAAGAAGAACUCCAAAACGGCGAAUAGUAGACUUAUCGACUUCGGAAACAUCACCGAGCAAGCAAGGAGCCGUUCACAAUGUUAUGCCAGAAGAACCAUCGCCACCUAUGCCAAGAACAGUAUCGGACAGUAGCUACGGCAUAAGUCCUGAUUUUUCUCCCAGAACUAUUCCGACCUAUGUCCCUUCAGAACCUCGGCAGGUCCAGAGGCAACCGGACAUUCCACGCAUCGACACUUCCAUAUUACCUCGUUUACCUCCAAUGCCACCGGUGGAAACAGUACCUUACGAGACAGCAAUUAAACCACAGGCAGUCAAGACUCCCGAUUCCCCCGAUUGGAACAUAAGUGGUGAGCUAUAUCGAAAGAAGAUAGAGGCUCUAAGAAAUGAUGUUGGACAAGGGUGGUUGAGUGUGUUAAGCGAAGAAGGUUGGGAGGCUCAAAAGAAAAAUCAACCCACUGGAUAUCAAACCUCCGAAUACGACUCAACGGUUACGAUGAGAUCAGUUCCUACAAUCAGGGGAGCUAGCCAACAGACGAUACAUAGUGGCCGUACCUUGGGUUGAAGUGCACACCGGCAAAAGCAAAGUUCACAUACAUACAAAACUAGAAUGGCUUGAUCUCAGUAAAGGGCAGGUCAAGUGUUUGGCAGGUAAUGUGAUUCCUGCGAAUGAAUAAUCAUUAUCGAUAUGGAUACUGGUUAGUUGAGGAGGAGAUGAGAGAAGAGGCACUUGUUUAUUUUGAUACCCCGACCCCAUUCUUCUUUAUAUUGUUUUUUGAGAAAAUUGAUUUGUAUCAUCGAAUGACGAACGACUCUGCUCUUGAUUGAAAGAAAAUUCUGCAUGGAAGAGGCAUUUUAUUUUAUUUUAUUUUUCAGGCUCGAACUUUUUUUAUCAUCAUGGAAUGCGUGCAUAGCGUUUAGGUUGGAGGUCAAGUUGCUGUUUAUGUUUUCUUUUAUGAACGAAUCAAAUGAUGGAUUGGAACAGAAAUUUUUUCGGCUUCUUCAAGAAUGAAAUGAAUGAAUGGAAUAUGUUACUAGAUCUUGAAAAGGCAAUGAAAGGGAACAGUGACGAUGAGAGAGGAAUUUCGAGCCAGAGAAAGCAAUGUCAUGUUUGUAACUAAAGCUUUUUUAUGGAUGGAGUUUUAAGGUUGGGAAAUACUUUCAUUUCAUCUACCCAUGGUUUGAUCUUUGAGAUGGAUGGAUGGGCUGGGGCGUUUGAAUCAUGAGUUACUGUUGGUCUUGCCUGGAUGGGGAGGCAUUUACACAUAGUGGAUGUGCUUGGGAUCAGGUGGUGGGAGGUGGGAGGUUUACGUCAAUGCGAUAUGUUCAAAAAAUGGGAAAGUCAUAGUGGUCGAUUCAUGGUCAGUGUUUGGGAAGCGGAUUGGCAUAUGAUAGGAUGGGAUGGGAGAUGAGAGGAGAUACGAAUGACAGAUGCAGCAGCUUGAAUGAGAGAUGGAUUAAUGAAUUGAAAGGUUGUUCUUUUGUGAUGAUGAUGAUGAUGAUGAUGAUCUGUCU
Molecule: messenger RNA, 4561 nt
Organism: Sclerotinia trifoliorum
Lineage: Eukaryota; Fungi; Ascomycota; Leotiomycetes; Helotiales; Sclerotiniaceae
Source: the annotation of a GenBank genome assembly